Alosa sapidissima (American shad) is the source of this 4218-nucleotide messenger RNA. Its product is annotated as ankyrin repeat domain-containing protein SOWAHB-like. The transcript has a single exon. Gene Ontology annotation, molecular function: protein binding. The record is from RefSeq and is a predicted model, not a curated record. Bases 220 to 2535 code for a protein of 771 amino acids. Lineage: Eukaryota; Metazoa; Chordata; Actinopteri; Clupeiformes; Clupeidae.
AAAAAGAAGCACAACUCGAGAAAACAGUAAGGAAAUUGCCAAUACUGCAUAAUUUACUCGCCUUGCAGUCGCUAGCGCAUUUACCUCUCAGGUAUGUAGAUAACCUGCAGGUGGAGUUAAAGAAUCUCUGGGUGGAGUUUAUCCGUUGCUGCUGUCACAUUUUUCACACUGAACUUUGAAGCCGAAACUCGGGCGAGUUGGAUAGGCUAUAGAUUCAGCAUGGCCACCGAUUUUACCCAAGAGUCGCUAUUAGGAUUUUUACGCUCUAAUGGGGGAAGAGUGCGAAAUGCGGAGUUGUUGGGUCAUUUCAAGUACUUUUUGAAAGAGGAUGAGGACCGUGUACAAAACAGGGAACAAUUUAAAACGUUUGUGAAUGCCGUGGCAGUGGUGAAGCAUGAGGAUGGAGUCAGCUACGUCGUGUUGAGGAAGAAAUUCAUACUGCCAGUCGGAGACAUUGGCAGCGUUCACAUACCAAAACGCCAAGACGAGAAACUUGAGAAUUCGAGGUCGAGGCACCGAGAGCGUUCACCAAGAAGGGCAACCAACCGAAGCCGGGAGAGAAGGGUGCCUGGUGAGACGAACUCAAAACUGAAAACAAACAAGGCAGCGCAAGUUCCAACAUCAGUCGCUUCUGAGAGCAGCUUGGAAAUUUUACCUGCAGCAGGUAUUAUAAUCAACAACAAUAAUAAUGCAGAAACGGUAAAUUUCGAAAAAACUGUCAAAAUGUCUCCUCCACAAACGUGGGAAGCUAGCCCGACAUCAAUUAUUAUAACAGAAGGUAAUUAUGCCAACCGCACUUUGAAACCAUUGCUAACACCCCCUUUCAGCUCUGAAUCCAAACGUUCUAGUGGGAGCGGUCAGAGCUUUGAACAGGCCUGGGACAAAGAGCCCGUGAAGACAAAUUUGAAGCACAAUAGUGUUGACAUUAGCAAUCUAGGACAGGCAAGAGAAGCUGAUGGCUGCAGCACAACAUUCUGUUCACCUCCUAGUUCUAUCCACUCUGACUUGAAAACAUUUUCACUGGAGGAACUGAGACAAAGCCCUGAACUGCAGCAGCUUCAACAGGGCUCCCGAUGCAGAAAUCUGGGGAUUCAGCCCGCACCCUGGCCUCUGCACCCAUCCCUUUGCAACACUCUUGGGAUUUACAGCUCUUCCCCUUGUAUUGCUGACAUUGAAUCACCACCAUUUACCAAAGCAGGUCAUCAGAUGAGCUCCAGCAACGACUGUCUAGUGAGACCAAAGAGGGAGUCCUUGGACCAUUUGCAUAGGGAGUCGGUCCACAUUCGGGCUGCAGCUGCAGUGAACUCUCCUCUCCAGCGCCGUAGUCUCCCCCUGGACCCCUCUUACAUGCCAGAUGCUGCUGCUGCUGCUGCUGCUUCCCCAGAGCACUUCUACCACACUCCUCUGUCCUCCACUCAUGAAUGUCUGCCUGGGUCAGACUGCGAAUGGCCAUUUCCACUGACCCAAGAGGUGUGGAGCAGCGAGGACAGUCUGAACCAGAGGGCGAUGGAGGUUGCGCCGGGCGAUCAGCUGCGGGAGACGCUGCAGCGUGCUCAUGAGGCGAAGCUGUUGUCACUGCUACACCGGCCAGUGCAAACACAGGUCCCUGGCUACCACCGAUCCACGGGCUACCUGGAGCAGGAGUCGCCCUGCAGUCGAGCUGGCGCCCCCGUGCCAGAGCGCCUCCUGAGGCUUUCGCCCCGCCAAGCUGGCCAGCGCCUCCGUAGCCGCAUCAGCCGUAGCCUCGGGGCGGACCUGGACCAGCCCUUCCCUGAGGACCACGAGGCGGCGAGGCAGAGCCGCUUGCUGCUUCUCUCCUCCUCCCUCAGCAUCAACUACCCGCUGACCACCACCUCUGAGAGGUCGCCCAGCAGCAGGGACCUCUCCCUCUCUGGGGCCUCCAGCACGGCCAGCCUCUCCGCCUGCCACCACGACCGGGCCUUCGUCCACAGAAGCUCCCCGGUCCCUCUGGAGUCCAAAGAGCACGAGUGGAUGGUGAAGGCGGCCUCUGGGGACUGGCCUGUCAUCUACUCGCUCUUUCGGGAGGACGGCAGCCUCCUGUCCAAGAGGGACUUCAUCUCCGGCUACACCGUGCUGCACUGGAUCGCUAAGCACGGGGACCACCGGGUGCUGAACACCUUGUGGUACGGUGUCAACAAGGCGGGGAUGACGCUGGAUGUUGAUGGCAGGACCACCUGUGGGUACACCCCGCUGCACCUGGGCGCCAUGUACGGCCACAAGAAGCUCAUCCGCCUGCUGGUGCUCAAGUUCAAGGCCAAUGUGAGGCUACGGGACACCAGCGGCCGCAGGGCCUGGCAGUACUUGGGCAACGACACGACCAAUGAGGUCCGGGAGCUGCUGGGGGCUCCUCAGAAAAAUCGCAGCGGUGCGGGCCCGCCACAGACUCACGUGGACAAGCCCUCCGAGCGGCCGGACACUAUAUCCGCCACGGUGAAAAGGCACUCGUCCUUAGCAGCUUUGUUCAAGCACAAGUCACUGGGCAGAAUCUCAGGGCACACAGAGAUGUCUGUUUGAGCCAGAGAUGCCAAUGACAGCCUCCUUUAUUCUUGUGGAGAAACUCCCUGGCCUGUCACUGCACCAUCCCCAUGCCCAGAUUAUCCCUACCUCUUCUGACCUUAUGGAAUUGUAAAUCUGUGUUUAUUUGUCAUUAGAAAUGUUUCACAUGACAUUCUUUAAGGUGAAAUAUGUAUAGUUUUUGUAUAAUCUUUUGUCAUUUUGUUCCAUGGAUUUACCAGGGAUUCUAGAUCAUGUGUUUGUUUAAUGCAGUUUUCUAGCAGGUUAAUUUCAGGGAAGCAGCUUUCAGGAGAAAAGCCAGAAGUGAGAUUUAAGGCCUGCACAUGUAAAUGCUUCAUGUUUUUCUAAUGUGUUAGCUUUGGUUGCUGAAUCAGCCUUUCAGCACCAGAACAAGAGAGGCCCAUUGGCCACUCACAGUGGAGCACUCAAGCUUUGAACUCUUUUUCUACUGGACGCGGGUCUCUUGGCAGCCAGAGCGGGUUCCUACUUUUGUGACACUGGAGCCCUUGCUGUGAGGAAUCCGUUCAAGGGUUUUGGAGCGUGAAUGUUCAAAAGCGGCGGCUAAAGUAUCCCUAAUCAUGUUUCAGAGGAGUCCAUGGUCACAAAGCACAAACGAGUUUGGGUGAUUGUUUUACUUGGCACUUAAAGUUUCCAUCUCAUUUUACAAUGAUUUGUUUUACAUCAGGGUAAAUGCAAUUCUGGAAUAGUGUACAUAUAGUUUCACGGGAGUGAGUGAUACUUCUGCAUGUCUGCACAGUACUUAUUGUCUGCUUGAUCUGCACUCAAAGAUGAGUACCCAAAGGGUUUUGUUUUCACUGGAAUGUAUAUUUACUGAUUGUCACUCUUUUAAAGCUCAUUUGCAGUGUUGAUUAGUUCAUUAUGGUGGUGUUUUUUUACAUGGAUGAAAUUAGCAUUUGAUAUUCCAAAUAGAGUGUCCAAAUAGUCUGUAUGUGUGUGUUGAGGCCAGUCUUGCUCACCCUAUUCAGUUUAAUGUUUAACUUGGCCUGUCCCCUGCAAUAACCUCACAGGGCGUCAGACAUCGAAUCGGAGUUUCUGUUGGAGUGCAUUGUUGGGGAACAGAGGUAUGUGGAGCUCCUUGAGUAUUGGCGUGUUGCCAGGCAGUGGGGUGACGGGGCCAGGCCGCCAGAGAAAAGCAUCUUUGUCUUGCACCCCACCACGGCCUUAUGCUGGACUUGAUGAGACAUGCCGAGGCAGUUGGGCUCUCUGUUUCACUGUCGUGUUGUUGCUGCCACCGCUCCAAGUCGAGAAAGAGAAGUACAGUGUCAGAUAAACAGGCAGGGAGAAAAACAGUGUGUGUGUGUGUGUGUACGUACGGGUGAAUCUUGGAAGGAAAUACACAUUAGUAGAAUUUGGGGUGGCAUGCACAAACGCAAAAGUCUCGCCAGAGAAGGUUGUCCUCAAGGCUGUUGCUGUCCUGCCCCUUGAACUUAUGUUUGUGUUUUAUUGCAUGGGCAUUUGAUCUAGAAACAUUCCCAGGCAUGUUCAUACUUGUCCUUGGUUGUUAAUGUUUGAAAGAGGGAGUGAGUGUAUGUGUGUUUACCAGGCCAAUAUUUAUUGUGUUAUGUAAUGAUGUAUUCAUUUUUCAUUUACAUGAUGUAAUGUGUAAAGUGUAUACACUGUACUUCAUCCCAGUUCUUCUCAAAAAUAAAACUUCAACACAAA